AUGUCGUUGAACAACAUAAAAUCUGUUUCACCCAAUUCAAAAGAUUCAUUUGGUAAGAAGCUAAUGGAUAGGAUCCGGCCAACCCAACCCCGGUUCCUGCACAGUACUCUUCGUCCGCCUCUACCACGGUGUCUCAAGUGUCUUCUAAAGCUGCAUCGGAGGUUUGCAUCUGCGCUAUCCAAUGUCGUCCGUAGAGAAGCAAAUCCAAGGGAGCCAUGUUGA
This is a messenger RNA of Eruca vesicaria subsp. sativa (arugula), 222 nucleotides long. NCBI's taxonomy places the organism in Eukaryota, Viridiplantae, Streptophyta, Magnoliopsida, Brassicales, Brassicaceae. The record is from the annotation of a GenBank genome assembly.